UUUUUUAUUUUUGUAACAUUACAUUUUAAUACAUUUCAGCUCUUAACAAGUCUUGUGGCUCUUGCCACUGCCAAACCUGAAGCUGGUUAUAGCUAUUCGCCUCCAUCUAGCUCGUAUGGAGCUCCAUCUGGAGGCGGAGGGGGUGGUUUUGGAUCAUCCGGAGGAGGCGGUGGAUUUGGAGGCCAUGGUGGAGGAGGCGGCGGAUUUGGAGGAGGAGGUGGUGGAUUUGGAGGCGGUGGUGGAGGAUUUGGAGGUGGAGGUGGAUUAGGGGGUGGAUUAGGAGGUGGAUUCGGAGGCGGUGGUGGAGGAGGAGGCGGAUUCGGAGGAGGUGGAGGUGGCGGCGGAGGUGGAUUCGGGGGUGGUUUCGGAGGUGGAUUCGGAGGAGGCGGUGGAACCACAGUCCAAAAGCACAUUUACGUUCACGUCCCGCCACCAGAACCCGAAGAAUUCCGACCACAAAGACCCAUCAUAACCGGCCAAGCUCAAAAACAUUACAAAAUCAUCUUCAUUAAAGCCCCAUCUCCGCCAACUCCAACCGCUCCCGUUAUCCCAGUUCAACCACAAAACGAAGAGAAAACAUUGGUUUACGUCUUGGUUAAGAAACCGGAUGAGGCGCCAGAAAUCAACAUCCCAACUCCAGCUCCAACUCAACCAAGCAAACCGGAAGUUUACUUCAUCAGAUACAGAACUCAGACAAGCGGAGGAGGAGGUGGUGGUGGAGGAUUUGGAGGAGGAGGUGGUGGUGGAUUUGGAGGAGGAGCUGGAGGUGGAUUUGGAGGUGGCGCUGGAGGUGGAUUCGGUGGAGGAGCUGGAGGUGGAUUUGGAGGAGGCGGAGGCGAUGGAAUUGGAGGAGGAAUUGGGGGUGGAAUUGGAGGAGGAAUCGGAGGUGGAAUUGGAGGUGGAAUCGGGGGAGGUCACGGAGGUGGAAUUGGCGGCGGAAUUGGAGGAGGACAUGGCGGUGGUGGUGGAACUGGAGGAGGCGUAUCCGGAAGUUAUGGCCCCCCAGCUAAAACGGGUGGACCUUAUUAAGCAGCAAAACGUCAACAUCUUCAGUUGUUUUGCAGCCAUCUUUAUUGUUAUUCUCGAUAUUUAUCAUAGCCAACUCUGUAAAUAUCCAAAAAAGGAUUUAAUAGAGAGGAUUCGGUGAGGAUAGCUGCAAAGUACAACUAAGGCGUUUUUUAGAAAAAAAUCGUAUUAAAAAAUAGCCAAAAAAAGGAAUAAGCAUCGAAAUGACCUCGUGUGAUGUAACAAAGUAUACUCUUCAUCUCUGCACCACCACGGCAUCGCUCACCCCCACCAACCCCGCCACAAUCUCCACAGUGUAUAUAUUUGUGCAAUACGUCUCAUUAAUCGUUUAUUAUUAUUUUUUUAAAAUGAAUAGUUUAUAAAAAAUGUUUUUGUUUGUAUAUUACAUACAUGUAAUUUGCUACAGAA
This is a messenger RNA of Onthophagus taurus, 1434 nucleotides long. Lineage: Eukaryota; Metazoa; Arthropoda; Insecta; Coleoptera; Scarabaeidae. The record is from RefSeq and is a predicted model, not a curated record.